UGUCAUAAGAGUAUAUUUUGUGUUCGUUGCUGUGUUAAUUUGUAAUUAUUAGUUAUUUUAAACUUUGAUUAUUACUACUAUAUUAAUAUUUUUAUUUUUAUUAGCACAGAAACAAAUUGCUAUGACGUUUCUAUGAUUUUUAGUUUAUAUUUUAUCUGACCUCACAUAAAAUUAUUCUCUCAAAAUGACAAAUGUAGAUUUCAUUGCGACAUUCCAAAAGUUAACUGUGAAUCCAUUAGACUAUCUGGAUGUGCAAUCCAAUGUUGCCGAAGAGACGACCAAUUUGUUGAAACAAUUAUAUGAUACUACUAAGAGUAUCGAAACAAUAAUUGACAAUGCCAAUGAUGACGCUCUGCCUGAGCUAAUAGUCAAAGAUUUUGACGAAGAACAAAUAUGGCAAGAACUGGAACUACAAAACUCGGCACGAUUAAAACUAUUAGCAAAUACUAUUCAGGGAUUCACAAAAAAUGAUUUAAUUUACCUUGAUGAGUCUAAUAGUACACAAACAAAAAAAAAUCUAAAAGUGACAAAGUUAAUUAAUGAUAAAACUAAAAUAAACAACUCUGAAGAUUUGGAGAAUGAUGAUGAUGAAGACAAUGAAGAGGAUGAAGAUGAUGAAGAUGAUGAAGAUGAUGAAGAUGAUGAUAUAAAUAGUGAAGAUGAAGAUGAAGAUAAUAUUUCUGACAUAGAAGAAGCAGAACCUUCAACUAAUAAAAAAAUAUUUAAAAAGUCAGUAGUCGACGAUGAUUUUUUCAAAUUGUCAGAAAUGGAAAACUUUUUAUUAUCAGAGGAAAAAUUAGAAACUACCAAAGAUAAAUCAAAACCUCUAGAAGACGAUGUUGACUUGUUUCAAGACCUACAAUCGGAAAAUGAAGAAGAAGAUAAUUUUGGUCCUAUGUAUCAAGAAUUUUUUGAGAAACAGACAAAUAUAACUAGGAAAACAACCAAAUCGAAAAAAAGUGUAAGAUUUGAAAUGGAUGAGGAAAAAAGUGAAGAUAAUGAAGAAGACACAAAUGAACUUAAUGAAAACAAUAACGAACAUUUGUCAACACUAGAAAUGAGAUCAGAACGAAUUAAUAAACGUAUUGCAAAAUUAGAAGAAGAAGCUAUAUCUGAUAAUAAACCUUGGGCUUUGAAGGGUGAAGUUGCAGCUAAAGACCGUCCUCAAAAUUCUUUAUUAGAAGAGGCUGUUGAAUUUGAUGUCUGUACUCGUCCAGCACCAAUUAUUACUGAAGAAACAACAGUAAAAUUGGAAGAUAUCAUUCUACAAAGAAUAAAGGACAAAGCAUGGGAUGAUGUAGAGCGAAAAAUAAAACAAACAAAUACACCUCAUCAAUUUAAAAAACAAUCGAUUUUAAACCAAGAAAAGAGCAAAGAAAGCUUAUCCCAAAUUUACGAAAAAGAAUUUAUUAAACAAAGAGAAGCAGCCGAUCCAGAAAAUAAAAAUAAACCUGAAGAAGAACCAAAAGAGCAUAAAGAAAUUGAUUUAUUAAUUAAAGAAUUAUUUAGAAAAUUAGACGCCCUUACCAACUAUCAUUAUACUCCUAAACAGGCAAUUCCUGAUUUAAAAAUUGUCAAUAAUUUACCAGCUAUAUCAAUGGAAGAAGUAGCUCCAGUUGCCACAACUGAUGCAUCAUUAUUAGCACCAGAAGAAAUACAAAGAAAGUUCAAAGCACCAGUUCUUGGCAAAGAGGAACGUACUAGUACAGAUAAAAAACGUGAACGUCGAAAGAAAAAACAUUUACAGCACAAGAAGCGGAUUACAAAAGAAUCUAAUCUCAAGGAAAUGGAAAAAAACGGGUUUAAACCUAAGCAUAACAAAGAUAGUGCUCAAAUAGAACUGAAACGAUUAACCAGUAGUGGACAUCAAAUUAAAGAAUUAAAAUCUGUGGAUGACAAAAGUAUGAAAUCAUCUAAAGAUUUCUUUUCCAGACUUCAGGAUCAGGCGAGAAAUGAAAUUGAUGGAAAGAAAAGAAUUAUGAAGCAAAGUAAUAAAAAUAAUACUAAAAAAUUUAAAAAAUAAACACUUAAUUUUUUUGUAAUAUUUUAAUAUCAUAU
Molecule: messenger RNA, 2058 nt
Organism: Rhopalosiphum maidis (corn leaf aphid)
Lineage: Eukaryota; Metazoa; Arthropoda; Insecta; Hemiptera; Aphididae
Product: U3 small nucleolar ribonucleoprotein protein MPP10-like
Exons: 11
Coding region: 185-2023 (612 amino acids)
Biological process (GO): rRNA processing
Cellular component (GO): nucleus; sno(s)RNA-containing ribonucleoprotein complex; Mpp10 complex
Source: RefSeq, a predicted model, not a curated record